AUGUCAGGCCUAAACCGAAAUGAGUGCUUGGGAGAGCACUUGGGCGGUAAUGGGUUCGCAGGAAUUGAAAGUGAAUCCAUUACCGCGUCUUCAUCGCCCACAACUAUUCGGGAGAUCUCAGAGAAUGAGGUCAACAAUACCUAUCAUUUAAGCCAUAAUAAUAUUGGGGGAUCUUUACGGAAUGGUGGGGGCAAUAUGAACGCGAACGCUGGGGAUCCCCUCGCUACGUCAAGACAACCACACGCCGAUUCUGCUCCGGGACAAAAUGCUCCUCAAACCAACCGAGAAUUCGAAGAAAGUUCCAAUGCUGAAUCGGGAACGGAUGAUAUGAGUGUACAUCCCCUACUUCCCGAGGAUGAUGGAAUGGGAGCCUUGCGGAGGCGGAUUCACGCGAUUCGAGAUUUGGGGCGAACGAACACUGAGCAGGCCCGCAUGAUCCAUGAUCUAAUGACAGAGAAAUACAAUUCAUCCCAGGCUUUCUCGGGACGCCAUCUUUCGCCAAUCUCCUCCCCCGCCCCCUCUUUCCGAACACCCGAACGAUCGCAUACACCAAACCGAUGGAGCGGCCAGUCCUUCGGUCAACCUUCUGUCUCUUCAGCCUCUACAGCUACUUCCGAAUUGCAGGGCGUUUCUUAUAAUCUGACCGCUGAAGAUUUAGAGUCGACUUUCCAUCCUAGGUUUGAGACAGAAUUACCUGUUGAGUACGCCGAGGAUACGGAUGCUGAAGAAUUCGAAGAGCCUUUCCUGGGUUGUCCACAUUAUAAAAGGAACGUCAAACUCCAAUGCUUUGAUUGCAAGAAGUGGUAUACUUGUCGUUUCUGCCACGAUGAAGUCGAAGCCCAUCAUCUUAAUCGCCCGAAAACAGAGAACAUGUUAUGCAUGUUAUGCAGUCAUGCCCAACCAGCAGCCCAAUACUGUAAACGGUGUGGAGAAACAGCGGCGCAUUAUUACUGUGCCACAUGUAAACUUUGGGACAAUGAUGCUAGUAAAAGCAUCUAUCAUUGCAACGAUUGUGGCAUCUGUCGCAUAGGGAAGGGUAUAGGGAAGGACUUUUUUCACUGCAAGACUUGCAGUGUCUGUCUUCCUAUUUCGAUAGAGACAACACAUAAGUGCAUUGAACGUUCAACACAGUGCGACUGCCCGAUAUGCGGAGACUACAUGUUUACCUCACCUGAGACGGUUGUUUUCAUGCGAUGCGGCCACAGCAUUCAUCAACGAUGUCUUUCCGAGUAUUCAAAGUCAUCGUAUCGCUGCCCAAUAUGUAGCAAGACAAUCACGAAUAUGGAAGCAACGUUCCGAAAUCUGGACAGGGCUAUUCAAAGCCAACCAAUGCCAAUUGAUUUCAAAGACACUAAAGCUAUCAUAACCUGCAAUGAUUGUGGUACAAAGUCGGUCGUUAAAUACCACUGGCUAGGCCUGCGGUGUGAUAUGUGCGAAUCGUAUAAUACAACUCAACUAAGUGUCCUCCAAGGGGAUUCCCUAGGUUCGUCAGAGCAGAAUAUUGAGGGUGAGAUUUUCGAGGCUUCAAGACUGAGGUCAUCUUCUCAUGGCGCGGAUGACCCGGCGCUACCUUAUUUGACGCCAUUGCAAAUUGACCCCAGCUCGGCCCCAGGAGCGGGUGCGCAUCCCCAAUUCAAUUCAUCGGGGCAGAUCCAUUCAUAUAACCUUACCCGUGGCCGUGCAGUCUCACCCGUAAUCAGCAACUAUUUCGGUAUACCUCCUGAUCGUCAUUCACCCAGGCCCACAUCCACAUCAUUCUUUGGAGGUCGGUUAAAUCAGAGUGAUGAAAAUGAUGGUGAUGGUGAGCUUAGCAUUUGGGGUACUAGAUUCAAGUAUAGAUAUGGAUUUCUUAGUAGGGUUACGGACCCAGCGGACGAUGACGAAGAGGUCGACGAAGUUUCAGACUCUGGUGAUUCCGAUAAUAAAAAUGAGGGCGAAGAUGAGGAUGAGGAUGAAGACGAGAGCAUCGAUAUAUUCGGGCAUCGAUGA
Aspergillus puulaauensis is the source of this 1989-nucleotide messenger RNA. Its product is annotated as RING finger and CHY zinc finger domain-containing protein. Gene Ontology annotation, biological process: protein ubiquitination; ubiquitin-dependent protein catabolic process. The transcript is spliced from 3 exons. Gene Ontology annotation, molecular function: ubiquitin protein ligase activity; zinc ion binding. Bases 1 to 1989 code for a protein of 662 amino acids. Gene Ontology annotation, cellular component: nucleus. Lineage: Eukaryota; Fungi; Ascomycota; Eurotiomycetes; Eurotiales; Aspergillaceae. The record is from RefSeq and is a predicted model, not a curated record.